AUGCUUCGGAUAAGCCACCCGCCAGAACCUAAUACUCAGGAUAAGCCAGCCGCCGAUACGAGUGCGGAUAGUGGCGUAUUUAAUCGAGCUAUGUAUAGUAAAGAACUCGCAGGAGACCCGACACUAUUGUAUACUACACAUAACGACCAGGAGAUACCUGCAGAUGGCAAAAAGAAACUUGCUAAGGGAGAGUCAUCUGCAGUUCACUCCUUUAGUGACAAGUCCGCUCCGCGUAACACCAACACCAACAGCUCAUCUAUCUUCUCCAGUAACGUACCGCUGUCAGCUACUGUGAUAGACCCCGACCCAUGUGAUACCGCAGACUCCAGUAAGUGUAAGUCAAGGACACAUAUUCCAAGACAUUACUCAGCCAACACAAGGUUCCCUAACGAUACAAGUACGCGGUAA
Molecule: messenger RNA, 408 nt
Organism: Sphaeroforma arctica JP610
Lineage: Eukaryota; Ichthyosporea; Ichthyophonida
Exons: 1
Coding region: 1-408 (135 amino acids)
Source: RefSeq, a predicted model, not a curated record